CGUGGAAUUAAAGUCACUUCCUGGUUCUUGUGGAGCUAGCUGUCAUAAUCCUGCCGACACUGGGGUUCAUGGGGAGAAUGAUCUUAGACAAUGCUUAGAAUGAAUAGGAAAGGGGCUCGGAAGGUCCAAGGAGUCAUUUUAGGUGUCGGAUUAUGUUGUGUUCUUGUGUGGGAAUAUUUUGUUGCUGAUCCUGAUUCUGUCCAAAAUGCUGUUGACCAUCAAUUUCACCCCAGCAUCCUCAAGGAUGUGGGGAACCUUCUUUCGAGAGAUAGUGAAUUCGGCUUCAAAUCAAGACAUUUGCUCUACAACUUGCCAAAUUGUACCCCACCCGCCAUUGAACAGUUUCCUAAGGGUCUCAUGACGAAGGACCAGCGCCAAAAAGGCGGUUUGACUAUACAUGUGGUUUUGACGUUAUACAUGUUCUUGGCCCUUGCCCUUGCCUGUGAUGAUUAUUUUGUUCCUUCUUUGGAGAGGAUUAGUGACGCGCUUGACCUCCAGUCCGAUGUAGCAGGGGCCACAUUCAUGGCUGCAGGCAGCUCGGCACCAGAACUUGCAACAGCUGUGAUAGGGGUGUUCAUUGCAAAGGACGAUAUAGGCCUUGGCGCAGUGGUCGGCUCUGCUAUUUUUAACAUCAUGUUUGUGAUAAGUGUCUGUGCACUAUUUGCUGGAAUGGUAGUGUAUCUGCACUGGUGGCCACUUUUCAGGGAUAGCAUAUUUUAUUUGAUUAGCAUCAUUGCCUUAACCGUAUCAAUAUAUGAUGAAUAUGUCCAGUGGUAUGAAGCUUGGGCCCUUCUGAUCCUGUACUUCCUCUACAUCAUCCUCAUGUUCUUCAAUCCACGCUUAGAAAAAUUUAUGGUGGCGACAUUUACGUGUUGUCCUGUGCGUAAAAAGGAAGAAGCGCAUCAUAUGCCGAUGAUUAAUCACAAUGGGAAUGGACCUCGACAAAAAGUACCGCAUACACAAUUAGAUAUGGAUGGCAGCUCAGACGAAUCUCCAGAGGACAUCCCCGAAAAAGAGUCAAAUGGUGUCAGUGUUCCAUUAUUGGAUGAAAGUCAACGGCCAGAACAGAAUGAAGAAACAGAUCACUUCAGAGUCGAAGAGGAGGAGGAUGGUCAUUUUCAUCAAGGGGUGAAAUCAUCAGAAGGCAAGGAUGAGCCGAGUUCACCACUUUCUAUUCCUGACGGGUGCUAUAAAAAAUUUAUGUGGAUAAUCUCGUUACCAUUGACAAUUUGCAUGUUUUUUACGAUACCGGAUUGUCGGAAGGCGAGAUGGACGCGGUGGUACGUGGUGACCUUCACGAUGUCACUCGUGUGGAUAUCGGGCUUUUCUUAUGUUAUGGUGUGGAUGAUGACAAUUAUAGGUUACACAUUAAAUAUUCCCGACACUGUGAUGGCCUUGACCUUCGUGGCAGCAGGCGUGAGUGUUCCCGACGCCAUUGCGAGUCUUAUUGUUGUCAAGGAUGGUUUUGGUGACAUGGCCGUUUCCAAUGCCAUCGGAAGUAACGUAUUUGACAUUCUUCUCUGUCUUGGUCUGCCGUGGGUGUUGAGGACAUCAGUGACACAACCAGGGGUGCCUGUACGAGUGUAUAGUGCUGGUCUGAUUUAUGCCUCUGUGACGCUGCUAUCGACCGUAGUCUUCCUCCUCAUCGCCACCCACCUCAAUCGCUGGAGGCUGACAAAGCCAUACGGUGUCGUCCUCAUGUUCAUGUACAUCAUCAUCACAGCAGUCUCGUGCCUUUUUGAACUGAACGUUUUCGGCUAUUUACAUCCACCUGUGUGUCCGAGCAGCUACUGAGGAGCUCGUUGCAGACAAUCAUACAGUAGAAUCUCUCUAUUAAGGACACCCUCGCGACUGACGAGUACUGUCCCUAAUAGGGAGGUGUCCUGAUGAGAGAGGUCAAAUUGAAUGGAAACAACCGAUUCGGAAACAAAACUAGUGUCCUUAAUAGAGAGGUUGUCCUUAUUAGAGAGGUGUCAACUUAGGGAGGUUCCACUGUCCCAAAUAGGUUGUUUCCAUUCAAUUAGAAUCCUCUAAUCAGGACACCUCUCUAUUAAGGACAGCACUUGUCAGUCCCGAGGGUGUCCUUAAUAGAGAGGUUCUACUGUAAAUGUAAGCUGGGCUGUGUAUUAUUUAUUCACAACGUGCUGUCCAAAAUGUGUUGAUAUUUUUUUUGAAUUUUGUUUGUUGCAUGAAUGUUUUCAGAACCUCUUUUAUCAUGUUCAAUACAGAGAAAUAUUUUUCUACUACAUAUACUAGAAAUAUUAUGGUCAAAGAGAAGAGGGAUUAGUUACAUGUAUUAGAGGAUUUCCUUUCCUUUUUUGGCUACUUUUGCCAAAUAAUUUUUUUUUCGCUGUGAAGCUCGUUAGAAAAUCCUAACAAUUGUCAUUAUAAUUCACUCUUUGUCUGUCUUUAACUUAAGGUGUCUCUCUUUCUCUAAAACGCAACUACAAGGUUUUGUAAUUGCAGUGGAUCACGCAGAAGUUCAAAUUUUAAAAAGCUAUCUCCGGUUUAAAGUUGCAAUUUGAAUCUCAAAUAAAUGCUUUUGUUGCAAUUUUUGAAGCGAGGCCAUUAAUUUCAUGCACUGACCACACCUACACCUUCCAUAGUUUAAAUCACGUGCCAACGUUUGGGUGAUGUUUGUAUUUGGUAUUAUAUACAUAUAAUUGCUUGAGUGAUUGUUUGUUUGUUAAAUAAUAAUUGUUCCAAAAAUAGGUCUCCACAUCAGAUCGAAAUAACUUUAUUUCACAAAUUUUAGAGACGCAACUUAUUUCUAUAAGGUGGAACCUCCCUUAGCGGACACCGCUCUAUUAAGGGCAACCUCUCUAUUAAGGACAUGCCUUUUGCCACCAAAGUGGUUGUUUCCUUCAAUUUGACCUCUCUAAUCAGGACACCUCUCUAUUAAGGACAACACUUGUCAGUCCCGAGGGUGUCCUUAAUAGAGAGGUUCUACUGUAUUUGGUUAUUUCUACCUCUUUUCUGAUGAUGUGAAAGCAUCUAGUAAAUGAUAGGCCUUUGUUAUUGUUCAAAUCUUCAAGCACUGUGACUCGUCGUAAAUCGAAAAAAGUAAACAAUGUCUGCACUGCUCCAUGGGUCUGCGGUGCAGGGUUCAAUUCCUCUGCUGCUCCCGUGUCAAGGGUAGCCAAAGGGUAAACCGUGGUUUGAUCGUAUCACACCGGUUCUCAUGCGACUCCAUUGGCUUCCUGUUAAAUACAGGAUUGUUUUCAAAGUGCUUUUAUUUACAUAUAAGGCAAUACAUGGAGUCGCACCUGCGUACCUGUGUGAUAUGGUCAGACUGAGGCACCAUUCCACCUACCAUCUCCGCUCUGUUAUUGCUCCAACUUUGGUGGUCCCUCGCACUAACCCAGCUACCUUCCAACAUCAGGCUUGCUGGUUCCAUAGACAUUUUCAAAACUCUCCUGAAACAACACCUUUUCAGGGAGUGUUUUGCUUUGUAAAGCGCCUGAGAAUUUAAGUUUUUCUUUUAAUUCAGGCGCUAUAGAAAUUCUUAUAUUCAUUCAUUCAUUCAGUCACUUGGGCUUGCCAGGAGGAUAAUACCCAUGUCAGGUAAAUGUUCUGGCUCCCAUGCGAACCUUGCCAAGUCACACGUUUAUUAAAACACCUAGCAUCACCCCUCCUGUCUGCACCACUACACCCAUAGCAUCUGUUCCUACACUAUCACUUGUAAAAACUCAAUGGAGCAUUAGGCCAUGGGAACACAGCAGAACCUCUCUAUUAAGGACACCCAUGGGACUGACAUGUGCUGUCCUUAAUAGUGAGGUGUCCUGAUUAGAGAGGUCAAAUUGAAUGGAAAUAAUCAAUUUGGGACCAAAACAAGUAUCCUUAAUAGAGAGGUUGUCCUUAUUAGAGAGGUGUCCGCUAAGGGAGGUUCCACUGUAAUUAAUCCGGUUUACCGUCCACCUCCCGCAUGAGUUCAGAGCAUACUUCAAAUUUGUCAUUAUUUUUGAAAAAAGCUAUUUCUUUUAUUGCUGCCAUUAUUUUUUAUUCAAACAAUCUUUUUCCAGUGGUUCAUCUUUACCUAAACUGAUUGAAAAACACAUUAAAACGUGACAGGGUAGGGUCACACCAUAAUAAUGACAUUUUUUCAAUGCCUCAUAUUGAUGACUGACCCGAUUUCCAUUCGCUGGAACUUGCCCGCGAAUCACGUGUUUUGACCAGUAAAUCAGACUGUAAACUGAUAAUGAAUAAUGAAAAAUGAAAAAAAGCCUCAUCAUCUUUUUUGAUAUCUCAGACGGUAAACCGGAUUAAUCAUUCCCAUGGCCUUACCUACACCAUUUGCUGACCCAUGCGCCGCUCAGCAAAUUCUAUAAGGCAAAGGUCCAAUUUUGGACCAUGAUGCUUUCAUUGAUGAUGGUGAUAUUUGCCACUACGUGAAGUAUCUAUCACAUUAAAGAUGGCCUCAAAUAAAUGACUUGCGUUUAAUUGCCCAUCAGUUUUGUACUUAGCUUGCGAAAGUCAGGGAGGCCUCUAGAUAUAGAGUAGAACCUCUCUAUUAAGGACACUCUUAGGACUGACAAGUGCUGUCCUUAAUAGAGAGGUGUCCUGAUUAGAUAGGUCAAAUUGAAUGGAAGCAACCUAUUUGGGACCAAAACUAGUGUCCUUAAUAGAGAGGUUGUCCGCUAAGGGAGGUUCCACUGUACAUUCUGUUCCAGUACACUGCUUAUUACCGUUUAGUGGGUUUCAGAGAUCUAGUGUGGAGAAGUCAUGGGCCAGCUGGAAUCCAUUUUCAUAUGAAAGCAACAUAUCUUACACUCAAUUUGUGUUGUCCCUUUAGCAUGAGAAAUUGAUCCUUCAGCUGUACCACGCUAUAGCCUCGAUACUUUUUGGGGUCGGACCUUCGCGGUCCAGGCCAGUAGACUGUGGAACUGUCUGGACUGUUCACUACGUGAAUGCGAUUCAAUCCUCGGUUUUAAGACAGGGCUGAAGACCCUGCUCUUUCAAGAGUGUUAUUUGUGAAAAAGCGCUUGUGAGCAGGACCUUUCUUGGAACAUGUGCUAUAUAAGACAUCAUUUACAUUUACAUGUAUAAACAGCAUCCACACCUGAAUUAAAGGGACAAUAUAGGCAGCAGCUUGGCAGGCAAGAUAAAGUCACAAAAAGGUCGCCAAUAGGGGUCUCUCACAUCUCACAGUAAGUCGAAAUGAUUCACGCUUGUAUGAGGAAUAUAUUUAGUGCUGAAUCUGACAUGACCAAGGGCUCUUACUGUGUAAAUUAGUCACAUGUAGAUGGCCAAAUUAGCCCCUCUGCACCUGCCUAUAGUCCCCCUUUAAUUCAUGAAUUAUCUAUUUAUUGUUUGUACUUUUGUUGAAUGAAAUUAAUCAAAAAAAAUAACCUUUCAUAUAUUUGUAAAUAAUUUAAUUGUUAUGAUUUAUUUGCUUCAUACUUAAUGACAGUCAUAGUAGUAUUUUCACUAACAUAAUUUGUGUUGUUGUUAGCUCUUUGAAUGCUGGGUUUCUUGACUACUGAGUGUUGCAGAAAAUCUGAAUGCUGGGUUUCUUGACUACUGUGUGUAUCAAAAAAUCUGCAUCAGCUUUUAGAAACUUGCAUAUUCAUAAUAGUUAUCCUUUUGAGUGAAUAGGUUUAUCUCUUCACUGUGUGAUUAUUAAUCUAGUGUUCCUUAUUGUAGAUUUUGUUAUUUGGUAAUCAUGUUGUUCAAAAAGAAUUUUUAUAAGUUGAUCAAUUGAAAAAGUGUCUUCUUCGAGACAGAUUAUCACCGUAAGUUCUGUUGAAUAUUUUUGUCAUGUUUAUAUUAUUUCAUUCUUCCUGACUCCACUGCCUAUGUGUCAACUCGGAAAAAUGCACAUGCCUUUUAUUUUCGCAUUUUUCCACCUUCACAGACAAUCACAAGAAAAUAUGGCAGCGAAAAGAAAAUCUAAUUCAAAAGUGUCACAACCUACAUACAUUAGAACCUCUCUAUUAAGGACUCCCUCGGGACUGACAAGUGCUGUCCUUAAUAGAGAAGUGUCCUGAUUAGAGAGGUCGAAUUGAAAGGAAACAACCUAUUUGGGACCAAAACUAGUGUCCUUAAGAGAGAGGUGUCCGCUAAGGGAGGUUCUACUGUACUGUACUUUUAACAGCGUUGUGAUUGUGCUUUAGAGUACCCAAAAUCAGCAAUUUUGCAAAACGGUGAAAUAAAAGGCCGCAAAUAUUUUCGUGUAUACAGUAUUACGCCUAGGCAGGUUUGAAAAUGAUGUUACCUGUUUGUUAGAAAUCUCAAAAAUAGCCCUAUGUUGAUUUGAUUUGCAUUAUGUAGCUGUCUUGUCUGUUUUGAAUUAAUGUAAACAAUGAAAUGUUCGCAAAGCUAAAAUUUGGCUGAUUUGCUCGUUUUCAAUUGGCGGUAAACUGAAUUAUCACAUCUGCUGCCAUAAUUUGAUUGUUUGUAUGAAUAACAGAUAUAAUUUUCCAGCUUUGUUAUUUUAAGUUCAUACUUGACAGUGUAUUCACAAAAAAAGUGAAAAUAAAACACAGUUUAUAGUACCUGGAUUUCUAGGGAAGGGUGUUAAAUAAAUUUAAUGGUUUCACCUUCCAAUACAAGUUUAUUUACGUGUUGUGCUCUCAGUUCCAAAAGGUGUUGGCCACAUUAGCAAUGUUUGUAAUGGAAAGCAAUUUUUGUAAUGAAAAGCAAUGUUUGUAUGGAAAGCAAUGUUUUGAUGGGAAGCAAUGUUUGUAAUGGAAAGUAAUGUUUGUAAUGGAAAGUGAUGUUUGUAAUGGAAAGCAAUGUUUGUAAUGGAAAACAAUGUUUGUAAUGGAAAGCAAUCUUUGUAAUGGAAAGCAAUGUUGUUAUGGAAAGCAAUGUUUGUAAUGGAAAGCAAUGUUUGUAAUGGAAAACAAUGUUUGUAAUGGAAAGCAAAGUUUGUUAUGGAAAGCAAUCUUUGUAAUGGAAAACAAUGUUUGUAAUGGAAAGCAAAGUUUGUUAUGGAAAGCAAUCUUUGUAAUGGAAAACAACGUUUGUAAUGGAAAUCAAUCUUUUUAAUGGAAAGCAAUAUUACGUCUUGAUUUGAUUGCAGUGGUCUUUGGUGUCACAACCAAAGACAACUUGGUUAAUUUUUUAUGAAGCAUGUCUCUAUGAUCCAUUUUAGAAUGGAAAUUAGUACCUCUCUGUUGGUCCUUGUUUGUCUAAUCAAGGCCGCUCUGUUAGACGUCAAAUUAUGUCCAAAACCCUCAGCUGAUGCCUCAUUUAUAUGUCGACAUUUUCGGUGUAGACUCGGCAGUCUUGAUAGGACAACCAAGGACUGCCAGCUUGGUAUUAAGAUCUAGCCUGAAUUCUGGUUGUGACUUUGUCUUGGAAGAUCAAUUUGGGACGAAUGUUAAGUAAUUCAACAGAGUAUCAUUCCGUGCUACACAGCCAUGGGAUAAGGAUGUAACAUGUAAGUCUUUCUGUCACAACAAUGGUCAUAGUGCUCAGCUCGGCUAAUUGGUCAAGGAACGGGAAGUAGUUCGGUACAUUUUAACAUCCCAAAAAUAUGCACUUUUUGGGCUUAUUCGAAUGGGGUUUGAAGACCCCUUUUAUACCUCAAGGCAGUAACGGCUAAGGCACUUACAGUACUAUUGACUUCCCUAUCGUAUCUUCCAUUGACUUUUUCUGUGUGUUGCAAGUAUAGAUAAGAGAAUCUUUAACCCAUACUUGCAUCAAGUGAUAAUAACGACUAGUCUUUAUCAACUCUUGAUACCAUUCAUGCAAUUUCCUUUUUGGAAUGAGGGUGCUACAUUAAGGGGCUACUUAAUAUCAACACUUACGUCAUACGAUACUUAAUGAACAUAUUCAAUGCGAUUUUCAGGAUAUUGUCACAUUUUGUUUGGCAAUUAUACAACAUUGCAGGGAUGUGAAUGCAGAAAGUACUUCAUCAUAUCAUUGACCUUCUAAAAAAACCUUUAAAAAGGUUCAUCAUUUCGAAUUCUUUUUGAAAA
Lineus longissimus is the source of this 7925-nucleotide messenger RNA. Its product is annotated as sodium/potassium/calcium exchanger 3-like. Gene Ontology annotation, molecular function: calcium, potassium:sodium antiporter activity; calcium channel activity. Gene Ontology annotation, biological process: intracellular calcium ion homeostasis; calcium ion transmembrane transport. The record is from RefSeq and is a predicted model, not a curated record. The coding region runs from base 91 to 1794 and encodes 567 amino acids. NCBI's taxonomy places the organism in Eukaryota, Metazoa, Nemertea, Pilidiophora, Heteronemertea, Lineidae. Gene Ontology annotation, cellular component: plasma membrane. The transcript has 12 exons.